Capra hircus (goat) is the source of this 1502-nucleotide messenger RNA. It is a transcript of the gene DXO, whose product is annotated as decapping exoribonuclease. Gene Ontology annotation, molecular function: mRNA 5'-diphosphatase activity. The transcript has 7 exons. Lineage: Eukaryota; Metazoa; Chordata; Mammalia; Artiodactyla; Bovidae. Gene Ontology annotation, biological process: NAD-cap decapping; nuclear-transcribed mRNA catabolic process. The record is from RefSeq and is a predicted model, not a curated record. Gene Ontology annotation, cellular component: cytosol; nucleus. Bases 266 to 1444 code for a protein of 392 amino acids.
GGGCGCUGCGGAGGGGCGCGGGUGGCCACGCUGGGAUCUCCGUCCCGGUGUAAAUAGCACAGCCCCCUCCCGCCACCUAGGAGUUAGGCCGCCUCUGUCGCUGAAUGAUUGCAUCACCGAGAGCGGAGAAAACUGCCCUCGCAUCCCUUUGACGUAUGAUGUACUUGCCGUGACAUCACAGCCCUGAGAAGGUGGAAGUCGAGGUUGGCAGGAUUUGAGCCCUUCUUUUUAAAAGGGGAACUUCCUUGUCCCCUCGCAGGACCUCAUGGAGUCCAGAGGGACCAAGAGAGAAGCUGGAGAGAUAGAGGUCGCUGAGCCUGGGAACAAGCUCCCCCGCCCAGCACCCUCCCUGCCCACGGACCCUGCCCUCUACUCUGGGCCCUUUCCUUACUACCGGCGCCCUUCCGAAUUGGGCUGCUUCUCCCUGGAUGCACAGCGCCAGUACCAUGGAGAUGCUCGCGCUUUGCGGUACUACAGCCCACCUCCCACCAAUGGUCAAAGCCCCAACUUUGACCUCAGAGACGGAUACCCUGAUCGAUACCAGCCGCGGGACGAAGAGGUCCAAGAGAGGUUGGACCACCUGCUACGCUGGCUCCUGGCGCACCGAGGCCAGCUAGAGGGGGGUCCAGGCUGGCUGGCAGGGGCCAUAGUGACGUGGCGGGGGCACCUGACAAAACUGCUGACGACACCAUAUGAGCGGCAGGAAGGCUGGCAGCUGGCAGCCUCCCGCUUCCAGGGGACGCUGUACUUGAGUGAGGUAGAGACGCCAGCUGCUCGGGUUCAGAGGCUCACCCGGCCACCGCUGCUCCGGGAGCUUAUGUACAUGGGGUACAAAUUUGAGCAGUACAUGUGUGCAGACAAACCCGGAGUCUCCCCAGAUCCCUCUGGGGAGGUUAACACCAACGUGGCCUUCUGCUCUGUGCUACGCAGCCGCCUGGGAAACCACCCUCUUCUCUUUUCCGGGGAGGUGGACUGCACAAACCCCCAGGUCCCAUCCACACAGCCUCCCACCUGCUAUGUAGAGCUCAAGACCUCCAAGGAGAUGCACAGCCCUGGCCAAUGGAAGAGCUUCUACAGACACAAGCUCCUGAAAUGGUGGGCUCAGUCGUUCCUGCCAGGCGUCCCAAAUGUUGUCGCUGGCUUCCGUAACCCGGAGGGUUUUGUCUGUUCCCUGAAGACCUUUCGUACCAUGGAGAUGUUUGAAUAUGUCAGGAAUGACCGUGACAGCUGGAACCCCUCCGUGUGCAUGAACUUCUGCGCUGCCUUCCUUAGUUUCGCCCAGAACACAGUGGUUGAGGAUGACCCCAGGCUCGUCUACCUCUUCUCCUGGGAGCCUGGCGGCCCUGUCACAGUGUCUGAACACCGAGAUGCACCCCACGCCUUCCUGCCUCCAUGGUACGUGGAAGCUGUGACCCAGGACCUCCCGUCACCACCCAAGGAUUGAUGCUUCACAGGGGCUGGUCCUAUUUCUGUGUGCACAGAUAAAGUCGUAUUUCCAGGUG